AUGGGUCUCGAAUUUAUUUUUCAUCCUCGUAAGCGGGGUAUGUUACUCUGGUCUGGGUUGCUUGUAGUCCUAAUUAUUGUAAGUGCGCGCCAUAAAAAUAACGCAGCACACGAGAUCUCGUUUGCUUUUCCUUACGAAGAGUCACGAACAUCCGCCGUCACCCGCUCAUUAAACUUUUUAUACUAUCCGAAUUCUCGUGCUUACAAUGAACACAUACGAAUUCAUUACUUUGCAACCAUUGCAAGAAGUGCUGCACCAAAUUUUACAGUCAUUCACUCAACGAACCAUGAGUAUUCCGUGUCUGUUUUUCGUGCAGCGCCAUACCCGAUUCUAUGGCUCGACGAGUAUGGUGAUGUUCACUGGAAUCUAGCAGCAGAGCGGGAGACGUUGAUAUACCUAGAAAAUAAACAAUUUCCUGCAUCAUUAGAAGACUCAAAGUUGAACAGAGAUGCACUUACGCAAAAAUAUUUGCAUGAAUGUGAAAAGAGACAGUUAAUUAUCAUGGUUCAGUGGGUUGCCGGCUUUUUCAGCAGGAUGCACUGUUUUAUAGAAAUGUUUGGUCAAACUUUGUACAGUCCUUCAAUGGCUGUGCUAGCACCAGCUCGCUUUGUGAUUUUGAACGCUGGUCGGGAUGAUUUUCUAGGCGAAGGUAUUUUACGCCAUAUAGCUCCUAUGUCACUCUGCUCAGCAUACAUGCAUCUUCUAAAGUCUUUAGAUACUCAGAUUCGAUAUUUGACUCAGAGUAAUGUAACUACACAAAAUAAUGCUUUGGAUAUCAUUUCAAUGAAUCAAUGGCGCUAUCAUAAGAAGAAAUUCAUGCUCCUCCGUGAUUUCUGGCGACUGGGUUAUGAGCAUGUGCCUCUAAGGAAAUGGCUGUUCGACCGAGAUCGAUUAAGUUCUCAGCGUAAGGUAACAUAUAGUUCAUCAUUACGAGUGUUAUCGGAUCAUUCAAGUGAACAUAUUUACCAAUCACCAAAUCUUAGUUUCGAUCUAAAGCAGUGGACCGCUUCUAACCGACCCCUAAAAGAACCAUUUGAUUACGUUCCAUCCUGGCAAGAUCGUGUUUUUACGUCAUUCUUACGUUACAUGUUCUUGAUAUUUUUCUCGCCCCUUGCUCCUCGCAUAGAAGCUUCCACUCGUUUACUUACAGAACACUGGUCUAUAUACCUUGGAGACAUGCAUGAUCAACCAUAUAAUGAAUCUCUUCGAGCAAUGGUUACGUUAUUCAUUCGUCGUGGAGACAAAGCUGUCGAAGACUCUUUCUAUAGAAAGCAUGGCUACUGGAGAAACAUUUCCCUGUUUGUCAAAGGUAUUGUUGACGAAGAGCAUCGCCGCGGUAUUAGGUUUAAGUCAUUGUUUGUAGUUACUGAUGAAGCGGAAGUGAUGACUUCAAUUCAGGACUACUCAAAUCUUGAUUCAAGCGGCACCGGUGAACAAUACGCACGCCAACAUUUAAAAGGUCGGCACAUUUUAUUCAAUGUUUUUGCUCCACAAGCAUGUUUCAAUCCAUAUGAAAAAAUAGGUUAUGAUCAAUUUCUAGUUAGCGUCAGCUUUGCGCUACGCCAUUCGAGUUUUGUUGUCGCACAUAACGAUUCAAAUAUAGGCCGUUAUUUCCAAGAGAUGUUCUACGCAACCAAGCAGCAUAACCCAGGUGUACAGACGCAAACGUUUGUCAAGAACGCACCGGAUAUACUCUCAUGA
Molecule: messenger RNA, 1701 nt
Organism: Rotaria socialis
Lineage: Eukaryota; Metazoa; Rotifera; Eurotatoria; Philodinida; Philodinidae
Source: the annotation of a GenBank genome assembly